Messenger RNA from Lathyrus sativus (Indian pea), 483 nucleotides. The record is from the annotation of a GenBank genome assembly. Lineage: Eukaryota; Viridiplantae; Streptophyta; Magnoliopsida; Fabales; Fabaceae.
AUGGAAGAUUCAUCAUUUUUCGACCGAAUGAUUGGUCAUCUUCGAGGAACUUGCAAGUACUAUACCGGUUAUCCAAAGGUUCUUGGACCAUCACGGGUUAUUCAUUUCACCUCUGAACGUGAGUUUGUCAAUCUCCUUCAUGAAGGGUUUCCUGUGGUUGUUGCUUUUACUAUCAGGGGUAAUUACACGGAACAUCUUGACAAAGUAUUAGAAGAAGCUGCUGCUGAGUUUUAUCCACAUGUAAAAUUUAUGCGUGUUGAAUGUCCCAAAUAUCCUGGGUUUUGUAUAAGUCGGCAGAAAAAGGAGUAUCCAUUCAUGGAAAUAUUUCAUAGUCCAACACAUGUAGCUAACCAGGGUAGGGUAGCUGAUCCAAAUAUUACUAAAUACAAUGUGAAAGUCAUGCCUUUCAACUAUGAUAUCAGUGUUUACGGAUUUAGAGAAAUCUUCAAGCGCUAUGGGAUCAGGGCAUCAGAUGCGAAGUAA